Messenger RNA from Monascus purpureus, 2568 nucleotides. The record is from the annotation of a GenBank genome assembly. NCBI's taxonomy places the organism in Eukaryota, Fungi, Ascomycota, Eurotiomycetes, Eurotiales, Aspergillaceae.
CGAGUCUCAGCAGAAAGCUUCUUCGACUCACCGAGUUGUUUGCCGCAAAGUCUUCGGCGACGGUCCCAGUUUCUCUCUCUCUCGUCAAUCGCAGGGACUAUCUGCAGCCAUCGGCUACUCUGGCUGCAAGGCAUCAUACUCUGUUAAAUUCAUGAUUCCAAUUGUUGUGCGCCAUGAAAAUCAUUCCUGGACAUUGAACCGCAACGAGAAAUGGACAGGACACGGAUAGCCAAGGUUGAAAAUGUGACCUUAGCGCGACGAGGUGAACAUGUUGCUGGCACUCUCCAUCUUACGCCUCACCAUCUUAUCUUUUCACACAUCCCUCCUCCAUCGGACAAUGCGCCAGCCCAGGGCGCGACUAUUAGACCUAGGGAGCUCUGGAUAACCUAUCCGAUUAUCUCGUUCUGCACCUUCCGCCCGGUCCCUGCAUCGUCACGCCAGCUGUCUUCGAUUCGUCUGCGAUGCCGCGAUUUCACAUUUGUAUGCUUUUAUUUCGCGAACGAGAGUAAGGCUCGCGAUGUCUUCGAAAGUAUCAAACAGUGGACGUGCAGGAUUGGCCGGGUUGAUAGACUCUACGCUUUCACAUACCAACCUCCGUCUCCGGAGCGAGCAUUGAAUGGUUGGGAGUUAUAUGACCCGCUCAAAGAAUGGGCUCGUCUGGGUGUGGAACAAAACGGGCAUGGCUGGCGAAUAUCUCGGAUAAAUAUGGACUAUGGGUUUUCUCCAACCUAUCCUGCUCUCCUACCAGUCCCUUCCACCAUAUCCGAUAAUACGCUCAACUAUGCAGGACGGUACCGCUCACGAGCAAGAGUUCCCGUUUUGACAUAUCUUCAUCCGGUGAAUAAUUGCUCAAUCACGAGGAGCUCUCAACCGCUGGUGGGUGUGCGUCAGAAUCGAAGCAUCCAGGAUGAGAAACUGCUGGCAGCGAUAUUCUCAACAUCCCGUGCAGAUCGACCGCUGGCUGGUGUUACGCCUCCACGCAGGGAGGGUACGCUACCGCGUCUAGGGGGAAAAGAAGGUUCGCAGACCGAUCAAGCAGAAUCUGACGGUUCGAACAUUGAGGAGGUGGAAGAUGACAUGUUGGAUACCGCCCAAAUCGACGCCGAGGAAGUGCCAGUUGUCUACGGUGCCCAGCAACACAACUUGAUCGUUGACGCACGUCCUACCGUGAAUGCCUUCGCAAUGCAGGCUGUCGGACUGGGCUCCGAAAACAUGGACCACUACAAGUUCGCGACAAAGGCGUAUUUAGGAAUAGACAAUAUUCACGUCAUGAGGGAUUCGCUGAACAAAGUGAUUGACGCGCUGAAAGACUCAGACCUCAUGCCCUUGGGACCUAACCGGGACCAGCUUGCGAAAAGCGGAUGGCUGAAGCACAUAUCUGCUAUUCUGGACGGUGCUGGCUUGAUAGCUCGCCAAGUUGGCCUCCAACAUUCACAUGUUCUGAUCCAUUGUUCAGACGGAUGGGAUCGUACUAGCCAACUGAGCGCAUUGAGCCAGUUGUGCCUCGACCCUUACUACCGGACGCUAGAAGGCUAUAUGGUACUCGUUGAGAAGGAUUGGCUUUCUUUCGGACACAUGUUCCGUCAUAGAGCUGGUCUCUUGAACAGUGAGAAGUGGUUUCAGGUAGAGCAUGAGCGAAUCGGAGGCGAUCCUAAUCGUCCAUUUGGUGAUGGCGGCGGGGCAGGAAAGGCUAUUGAGAAUGCAUUUCUCAGCGCGAAGGGCUUCUUUAAUCGAGAGAAUACCAGUCGCGAUUCUCUUGCAGAGUCCGACAUGGAUGCACAGAACUACGAUUCUGACACUACAGGUUCGAGAAAACCGAGCACCGUGUCGAGGACCGUGGUUUCAGAAAAGGAAGUAACAAAGGUCAAAGAAACCAGUCCGGUCUUCCAUCAAUUCCUCGAUGCCACAUACCAGCUGUUGUACCAGUAUCCGACGCGCUUUGAGUUCAAUGAACGCUUCCUACGCCGACUUCUCUAUCAUCUUUAUUCAUGUCAAUACGGUACGUUCCUCUAUAACAGUGAGAGAGAACGGAUGGAAAUGAAAGCCAAGGAGCGAACCCGGAGCGUGUGGGAUUACUUCCUUGCCAGGCGGGAUCAGUUUAUCAAUCCCCAAUAUGACCCUGAAGUGGAUGACAGUACGCGGGGCAAGGAGAGGCUCAUCUUCCCACGGCUCAACGAAGUCAGAUGGUGGAGCGAGCUAUUUGGCCGAAGCGACGCGGAGAUGAAUGGGCCCCGUCCGUUUGGGACAUCUGCAGGCCGUGACAGCCCUGCAAGACGAACGCCCGUUCUUACGGGAAUUGAAACUGCACAUCAUUCUACUGGCAGUGGAACGCCGGGAAAAUCCAUACCUAACGCUGCCUCGGCCGGCAUGGCCGCUGUGACUACGGGAAUCUCGAACAUGGCCUUUCCCAAAAGCAAGGAGAAUACCGAACAGGCACGGAGGCUAAGCGAGAUGGAAGUUGAGAUGCAGUAAAUGCAGUAGACUGUGGCUGGGGCGUAACUUUUCACGAUUUAUGUACACGAAAUGAAUGAGAGGCGUCUUCUUGUCUGUAUAGACUUAUAAGGUAUC